CAAGACGCCAUGCAGAGGGCCCGAGGCCUUCCGAGCCUUGUGAGAAGGCCCUUCCCCUGUUCACUCCCCCCCCUCGCUCGCCGUGAGGCCUUCUGACCACUGAUGGAACGUAGUCCAGCCUGGUCGACCACGACUCGCAUCCAUCUUGGGCUUGAGCUUUCUGGCUCAACAGCGGUGGCCCCCUUUGCGGAAAACAUGCCUGCCACCACACUUUGCCCAUUGCGAUGUCUCGCAUCGCUGAAUCUUGCAGUGCAGCUUGCAGUCGUACCAGUGCUUGCAAAGCUUCGGGAGUCGGACUUGCCUGCGACAGUGCUGAAGUCAGAGUACGCCGUCCGUGGUGAAGUAGUGCUUCGUGCUCAGGAGAUCCAGGCCGAACUUGAUGCUGCAAAAAAAGCAGGCGUAACCCACGCCAAGUACGGUUUCGACAAGUUGGUACCAUGCAACAUUGGCAACCCACAAGCUGUCGGGCAGUCGCCUCUGACUUACCACCGCCAGAUGCUUUCCAUCGUAACCACGAGCCCGAAGGACAUGAAGCAUAACGGUACUGAGUGGAAGUCACUUGCUGAAGUGGUUGCCAUGCCGCGUUUCCAAGACUUUCCGCUGGAUGUGAUGGCGCGGGGGUACCACUUCUUGAAGGAGGGUAACAUAGGCGCGUACACGCACAGCAAGGGUGCGCUCCUAUUCAGACAGAAGAUCGCACAGUACAUUGAUCGACGAGAUGCCGUCAGUGGUGCACCCAAGGUGAAUGUCGAGGACAUCUUCAUCACCGACGGGGCUUCACCUGCGGUGAAAACGGUUCUGGAGCUUCUGAUCCGCGACACUAGUGAUGUGAUCCUAAUCCCGAUUCCACAGUACCCGCUGUAUUCAGCAAGCAUUGUGCGACUCGGGGGAACGUAUGUCGGGUAUGAGCUGACCGAAGACUACACUGCGCCAAAGGAUACAUUAGGUUGGAACUUGGACGUGGCAGCAUUGGAGGCCUUGGUGCAAGCAGAGAAGGCAAAGGGCAACAAUGUACGUGGCAUUGCCGUGAUCAACCCUGGAAAUCCGACAGGAAACGUAUUGACAGAGGAUGUGAUCACAGCGAUUGUACAGUUUGCAGAGAAGCAUGACAUGGUGAUCCUCGCAGAUGAGGUCUACCAGGAAAAUGUUUACAACCUGAACCAGCUCCACGCAGGUUCUGAGCCGAAAGAGUUCGUGUCUUUCCGCGCAGUACUCUACAAGAUACGUAGUUCAGUUGAGCUGUUCAGUUUUCAUAGCGUGAGCAAGGGCUACUACGGGGAGUGUGGCCUAAGAGGUGGCUACGUGCAAUUGGACAAUAUAGACGAGCGGAUCAACGAGCAGAUGUACAAGCUCAUGAGCAUGACGCUCUGCUCCAACACUAUCGGGCAGGCGAUGAUGGCCUCUGUAACAAACCCUCCUGACACGGCUGACUAUUUCUCUGAAUGGGCAGCUUUGUUGAAUGAGAAUGUUGAGGUGCGCAAGGUUGCAGAGAACACAGGGAUGCUGGUUACACCACAGCCUCCAUCUUUCGUCUUGUUCGAGCGGGAGAAGAACGAGGUUCUGAAGUCUCUUCAAAAAAAGGCCGUGCUCACUUCGGAGUACUUGAAUAGUGUACCAGGCAUCAGUUCCAUGCCAAUUGAGGGGGCAAUGUAUGCAUUUCCUCAAGUGCACUUACCACACAAGUACAUUGAGCAUUCCCGAAAUAUAAUGCAGAAAGAGCCCGAUUCUCUUUAUUGCCUGCAGAUGCUGGAAGCUCUCGGUGUCAUUGCAGUCCCAGGCAAUGGGUUUAAUCAGCGGAGGGGCACAUUUCACUUGCGAUUGACAAUCUUGCCGCAGGAGGAGGAACUUUUGAGGGUGUUUAAGGGUGUCCGUGACUUCCAUAUGGGAAUUUACAGGGAAUGGGGCGUGCCAGAGGGUAUCAAUGUUUCCUCUGAUGAACUCAAUAACGUGGAUUGCCAAGGUGCCCAGUGUACGGGCGCACAUCGUGAAGAGUUAUAGAUCAGCACGAUCCGUUUCAGAUCGCCAGGAUGCAUUCCUCCUCAUCACUAUCACCAUCCUGUGUACUAUCGCCAGGGAACGCGGAGUAUGAUAGCUAUCAAGGCAAGUCAGAGCACGAGUAGAAACCGAUGUGCCUCCACAUUCAUUGAAGGCACCUCCUGCGAAUCGCCGCCCUGCCUUGCCAUUUCGACAGUGCCUCUGUGGCCGGGCAUUCGGCGAAAGGUUGGCCAAGCAACCGACGCCCAAGCGGUCGCGGAAACUUUCUUGGGGAAACAUUGGGCUGGUCAUUCGGGAGCCUCGUCGGCCACAUGAGGGAGCC
Molecule: messenger RNA, 2317 nt
Organism: Prorocentrum cordatum
Lineage: Eukaryota; Dinophyceae; Prorocentrales; Prorocentraceae
Source: the annotation of a GenBank genome assembly